UUACUCACUACAACAACAACAACAACAACGACGCUAUUGUCACACUGCCGUCUGCCUGCUGCCGACACGACGUUCGCAAUACUCGUCAGUUAUUCGAUCGUCAGCGCCCGUUGGCCGAGCGGUAUCCAUUUUUUAUUUACGCCUUUACUUCGGUAAACGUUUGUUUUUUUUCAAAAGUAUUUUUCUCUUUCGGUCGGCGUUCGAUUAACGCCGUUCAGUCGCGGCAUUUUAUUCCGUCCUGUUCGGCCGCCCGUGCGCGGAGAAUUAACGGGCUUUUCCCAAGAUGAAGAAUGUCUACAGCGUUCUCGUUGUGUUGUGCAUCAACCUCGCUUUUUCUCAAAGGACGCCCACUAUAUCUCAUAUAACACAAAAACCUAUAAAAGAUAUUGGUGGCACUGCAGAGAUGACAUGUUCAGUUUUAUAUGCCAUGGAUUUCCCUGUUUUAUGGGUUAAGGUUGACAAAGAAAAAAUAACUGAACCUGUAAUGCUUUCAUCUGGAAGCACACUUAUUAUAAAGGAUUCGAGAUUUUCAUUAAGACAAGACAUUGACAGCACUAGUUACACACUACAGAUAAAAGAUAUUCAAGAAACUGAUGCUGGUUUCUAUCGCUGUCAAGUCUUGCUUGGGUUGAACAACAAAAUAUCUGCUGAUGUAGAAUUAGAAGUGCGCAGGCCUCCUAUUAUUUCUGAUAACUCAACUAGAUCAUUGGUUGUAAAUGAGGGUCAACCAGUAAAACUUGAAUGUUAUGCUGGUGGAUUUCCUAGUCCGAGAGUUUCCUGGAGACGUGAAAAUAAUGCUAUUUUACCCACAGGCGGAUCCAUUUACAGAGGUAACAUUUUAAAAAUUCCGGCCAUAACCAAAGAAGAUCGUGGAACUUAUUACUGUGUAGCAGAAAAUGGUGUUGGAAAAGGUGCCAGACGUAAUAUUGCCAUAGAGGUAGAAUUCGCUCCUGUUAUAACAGUUCCCAAGCCUCGUUUGGGACAAGCUCUACAAUAUGACAUGGAUCUAGAAUGUCAUGUUGAGGCUUAUCCUCCACCAGCCAUUAUAUGGAUAAAUAAUGGAAUACAACUAUCCAACAAUCAACAUUACAGAAUCUCGCAUUUUGCUACUGCAGAUGAAUUUACUGACACUACAAUACGUAUUAUAACAAUUGAAAAACGUCAAUAUGGUGAUUAUAUUUGCAAAGCAUCAAAUGUAUUAGGAACUGCUGAAGUUACAGUUAAUCUUUAUGAAACAAUAAUUCCAGUAUGCCCACCAGCCUGUGGCCAACCAUCAUCACACUUAAGAAGCUCCAGCAUCAAAACUGCUAGUGUUAAUGUCUCAUUAUUGAUUGCUACAUACCUAUWCUUUGUUUACCUUUUAAAUUAGUUUUCCGUUCAAGAACAAUUCAUGAAUAUAGUGGUGUAGCCAGAAGAGUUGAAAAUCUUUGCCAACAGUAUCCAAUAUUUCAUUUGUUUAAAACUCCCAUUAACUUAUUUAUGGGUAUAAUCAUAGGUAUAAAUGUAUACAUAAACAUCACAACUGCUAGUGCCUUUAUUUUAUACUUAAUGGCUGGGUAUAUAUUAUAUAUUUAGAUAUAAAAAUAAUCAUUCCGUCCGAGAACAAAUUAUCAUAGUGUAAGCACCAAUAUUAUUUUAUCACUUAGUUGUUGUCAAAUGUCUAUAUUUUUUUCUCCUUUAUUUUUAGAUUAAUAAAUGA
Molecule: messenger RNA, 1699 nt
Organism: Diuraphis noxia (Russian wheat aphid)
Lineage: Eukaryota; Metazoa; Arthropoda; Insecta; Hemiptera; Aphididae
Gene: Lac
Product: septate junction protein lachesin
Cellular component (GO): neuron projection
Source: RefSeq, a predicted model, not a curated record